UUGUUGCACCUUCAUGCUCUUGCAUAAAACACGUAUAAAAUAACUAGUAACUAGCCUUAAUUAAUAUUUAAAUACGUUUCAAUAAAUCUAUAAAUACUGUCAAAAUAGGCUAAAAGAGCAGAAUUUAUAACACUUACCAAUCGAGAUUCUAAUCAAACUUUUCAAACUUUUCAAUCAAACCGUUCGAUUCACUGUGAUUAAUAUACAUUUAUCAGCAUAACAUUGCUCUCACCAUUUAAUACCACGUGGCUCUCAAUAAAACCGAGCCUUAAUUCAUUCGAUGAACUUGACAGUCCUCAAACAUGGUUUAUUUGUGUUCAUUUCACAUGCUGUUAAAAGAAUACUCAUUGAUUCAAUCAACAAGAGUAGCUGUUGUUGGGUCAUUAAACUUUGCUCACACCUGUUUUGAUAGUUUUCACUUUUCUCCGCAGGUGAUCAAACCCCGAAAAGAUGAGUCUGGAUGACACGGUGGAGGUCGAGAUUCCGCUGGUGAAAACCAUUACCAGUUUGUGCUUCCGGAAUCUUGACUACACGGUUAGUCACAGAGGAAACCGGAAGCAGUUGCUGAAGAACAUUUCCGGAACAUUCCGGUCGGGACGGUUGACCGCGGUAAUUGGACCAUCUGGUGGGGGUAAAUCGUCACUCAUGAAUGCGCUCAGUGGAUUCAAAACGCAUGGAGUCAAAGGUCGAAUUCUAGUCAACAAUGAAUCGGUCGAUCCGCAGAAAUACCGCCAGCUAGUGGCGUACACCGCCCAGGACGUUCCGCUGUUACCAAACAUCACUAUCCAGGAGACGCUGCACUACGUCGCAGACCUCAAGCUGCCAUCCGUCGUCACGAGGAUUCACAAAAUGAAAAUCGUCAACGAUAUCGUAGCGCUGUUAGGGUUGGAAAAAUGUAUCCACACUCAGGUUGCAUAUCUUUCCGGCGGCGAGAGGAAGCGUCUUUCCAUUGGUUUGGAAAUGGUUUCCAACCCGAAGAUUAUGUUCUUCGAUGAACCUACCAGUGGACUGGACAGUGUGUCCUCAUAUCAGGUGGUGUCACACUUGAAGGAACUGGCCAAGCAGGGUCGUUGUGUGGUCAGUGCCAUUCAUCAGCCGAGCUCGGAGCUGCUGGAGCUGUUCGAUGACAUUUACGUCCUGGCGGAUGGACGCUGCAUGUACCAGGGAACGCUGGUGGAUUUAAUUCCUAGUUUGGCGGAGGCCGGCUUUCUGUGUCCGCGGUAUUACAAUCCAGCGGAUUUUGCGCUAAAAAUCGCCUCUACGGUUGAGUCCGACCCAGACAAAACAAGCCAGCUGGUAAAGCGAAUGGAAUCGGUAGCGAACGAACAGGUGAAUGCCAUUCACGACGAACAGUGCAAUGGGCGGGAUAUGCUGAAGCCCGCCAAUGGUGCGAGUCCACAAUAUCCGAUCUCUCGGUUUCGCCAGUUUUUAAUUCUCACUCGGCGAACUUCGCUGGCAACGGUGAGGAAUCUCAAGCUGACCAGGUUGCGCCUAAUAGGGCACAUUAUGUUCGGAUUGAUUGUUGGAUCUGUUUUCUACGACGUGGGUGAUAAUGGGGCGAAGGUGCUGUCGAAUGUUGGCUGCCUGAUGAUGAUGCUCAUGUUUAUGGUGUUCUCCAAUGCCAUGACGGUGGUGCUAACGUUCCCAUUGGAAAUGUCGGUGUUCAUCAGAGAGCACAAAAGCAAUUGCUACUCAACGACGGCCUACUUUUUUUCGAAAAUCGUGUCAGAUUUUCCGCUGAUGUUAACCUCAGUAACCUGUUGUCAGAUCAUAACUUACUACCUGACCGGACAGCCGAAUGAAACUGAUCGAGUGGUUAUGUUCUGGGGAAUUUGUGGCCUAAUAGGAUGGACGGCACAAAUGUACGGUUUAUUUGCGGGAAGCAUUUUUCCCAUCGAUAUUAGUCCUUUUGUUGUUCCUGCUACCGUCGUUCCAAUGAUCCUAUUUAGUGGAUUUUUCAUACGAUACAGUGAGCUACUGGAUGUGUACAAACCGCUGACCUACGUGUCCCCGUUCCGGUACGGCUUCGAAGGGUUGGCACUUAGCUGCUAUGGGUUUAAUCGAACCGACCUCGGAUGCGAGGAUAUGUUCUGCUACUAUCGGAAAAGCAGGAAGGUUCUUCAGCUACUGGAGAUCGAGAAUGGUAACUACUGGCUGGAUGUGACUGGUCUGGGAAUUUGGAUUCUGGCGUUGCACGUGGCACUGUAUGUUAGCUUGCGGUGUAAACUGCGGUGGAAUAAAUGAAUGGUGAAU
Wyeomyia smithii (pitcher-plant mosquito) is the source of this 2253-nucleotide messenger RNA. RefSeq names its product ATP-binding cassette sub-family G member 1-like. Gene Ontology annotation, molecular function: ATP hydrolysis activity; ATP binding; ABC-type transporter activity. Lineage: Eukaryota; Metazoa; Arthropoda; Insecta; Diptera; Culicidae. Gene Ontology annotation, cellular component: plasma membrane. Bases 451 to 2244 code for a protein of 597 amino acids. The record is from RefSeq and is a predicted model, not a curated record. The transcript is spliced from 5 exons.